UUUUGUAAAAACUUUAUUGACAGCCAGCUAUGGGCGUUCAUUGAUUUGUCCUUGUGGAUUAUUCCUGCUGGCCAGCUAGAAACUUUCCCAAAUUCAGUCUUUGUCACGUUUUCUAAAAUAUUAGGAUAAUACUUAUUAUAUUGCCGUAAGUGUCUCCUUUGGGGAAAUUAUGGCUAGUAAACUAUUCCCUUUCAUAAAGUUGGUGACAAAGGUGACCGUGGCUGGGGGUGCCUGCUAUGUCGCCUAUGACUCCGGCUUACUGGGAGAAAGUGAGAAAGGUUCUGAAAUCCUCAGCAAAGCUAAAGCCGCCAUUCCCCCGGCUAUGGAGGAGUGGAUGAAAUACUUCGGUUUUCAGCUUCCCGCUCCUCCUAAAAUAGACUUCUCCCCUACGGAAACGUGGAACUUCGGAGUGCAGAAGUCCAUAAGCACACUUUCGAUCGCCCCCACCAAAGCGUGUGAAUAUACCAACAAAGGCAUCCAGUACCUAAAGGAUUUAAGCAAGUGAGCUUAAACAGCAGAAGGUCACGGACUUCUUGGUGCCACUUUUAUGGGUGAAGAUGUCACACACAGUCAGGUUCAUUCACCAUUGUUUUCUAAUAAAAUUGGGGUGCAUUUCGAAGUCUACAAUUCUUGCAAAAGUUCAAAAUUAAAUAACAGUAAACAGCGAAAGCAUUCAGGACACCAACAAGAUUGAUGAUGUGUUUGUUUAUUUUAUCAAAAUAUUUUGCUCUGUCUGGUCCGUAUUAUUACCUUCCUCCAUACGUGAAAUCCAUCCUUUUGUAUUUAUCCUAAUUCACUCUUUUGUGAUACUUCAGAUGUGAUCCCCAGGUAUUAUAAUUGCAUGGUGCACCGAAUAAGACGACAAUGAUGUAAAUUAUGACAAAUUAAGGAAAAUUUCUUGUUUUUUUUUUCCUGAAAUAAAAUUGCAGACCAAAAUGCUUGGGUAAUAUUUAUAAUUUAUGAUUUCGACAAUUAAACAAGUAAAUUGUCAUGAACAACAAUGACAUUUUUUCAGUAUAUCUUUGUAUUGAAGAUUGUUGUUUCUCCUAAAAAUAAUAAUAAUAAUAAAUAACAGUUGGUCUUCAUACUGUUGUAAAUUAGUCAUGGUGCCAGUUCCUGGGAGCGUAUGUACUGGUAUAAAUAUACCAUUGCCUCAUCCAUACCUUUGUGCAUUUUAGUAUGACAUGCCUUGUUUCCAUCAGAUUUUUAAAGCAUUAAGUCACUGUGGGCCAGGACAGUGUCACUUUUUCUAUAUAGUGGGGUACCUGACGUGUACUGAGAAGUUCACAUUUGCCUGAUUGGACAUAUUUCCGGGCCUGAUUGGGAGUGGAAAAACGCUCGCGUUUGUCUCAAUUUCUGAUAAAAUACACACGUAUUGUUACUAAAACCCAUAUACGUACUUUUCUCAAAGUGCUAACAAGUCAGUAGAAUCGUGUUCAGUUAAAACGAAUCGAAAGCCAAAUGAAGUUCUGAAGAUAAGCACCGCUAAAUGAGCCCCACCCCCAUUUGGUUAAUUUCCUUUUGCAAACAUAAAACUAAUACAAACCCAUAUCUAGUUGAUCCUAUCCACUAAAGCUUUAUCUUUUUAGAUUUUUUUACAUGCCUGUCAUUUUACACUGUCUCAGAAAUAUGAGUAAAAAUAUCAUUUAGGAAAAUAAUUGAGUAAUAUAUUGACAAUAUUUCUUAUUUAGAACCUGCAUUUACUGUUCCAGUGUGCUGUUCUCGGAAGCCUUUCCACAGAACGCAUCAUCGAUAUGGGGGUCUUACCGGUGAAGCUGCCAUUGUGGUAACUUUCAUUAUUAAUACACUUAAAUAAUCAUGCUGCAAUCACAUUCGCAAAUGCCUCUUACAGAGCAUUACCAAUUUCUUCUCACAUUUAUUUUGUCCGUAUGGUGCAUAAUCUGGGGUUUUUUGGGAUUACUUCACAUUGUAUUGAUAUUUAACGAUAUUCAAAGUAUAGUUGUUUGCUGGUGGCUAUGUUGUGAUACUUUGUUUAGGUACUUACGGGCUGGUCUAAAUCGAUUUUUCUAUCUAAGCAGCUACACUGUCUACUCAGAAUGUGUGGGAAAGUAUUUUUACAUGUGGCUUGUACUUGUCUUGAGUUUACUGAUGAUGCUGAGAUAUGAUGUGGUUUAGGUUUCAGUAUUAAUAAUGAGCAGAGGGGGGGCGGUAUGGUGGGCCAGUCAUUAGCUCUGGCAUCUGACACCUCUGGGACCAGGGUUUGAGUCUCCACCAGGGUUCCAUGUGUGUGGAGUUUGCAUGUUCUCCCCAUGUCAUCGUGGAGUUUCCUCCGGCUACUCCGGUCUCCCCCUACAGUCCAAAAGCAUGCUGAGGUUAAUUGGAGUUCCCAGACUGCCCAUAGGUUUGCCUGUGUGAGUGACUGGUGUGUGAGUGUGCUCUGCGAUGGGUUGGCGGCCCAUCCUGGGUUGUUACCUGCCUUGGGCCCAUAUCUUUUUGGACAGGCUCUGGACCCCCCAUGACCCAGGACAGGAUGAGCAAUUACAGGAAAGAGAUGGAUAGACUGUAAUUGUCGGUUUCAUCACUUUUUUUUUAUCUCCUGAUAUAAAGGAUAUACUUAUUUUUCUGUUCUGGUUUAAUGCAUUAUAAAAUACAGAACAUUUUAAAAUAUUGCUACCAGCUUUCUGUUAUAAUUCCAUCUAUUAAAACAUAUUAUAAUGUAACUCUU
Molecule: messenger RNA, 2686 nt
Organism: Brienomyrus brachyistius
Lineage: Eukaryota; Metazoa; Chordata; Actinopteri; Osteoglossiformes; Mormyridae
Product: MICOS complex subunit MIC13-like
Exons: 4
Coding region: 170-505 (111 amino acids)
Biological process (GO): cristae formation
Cellular component (GO): mitochondrial crista junction; MICOS complex
Source: RefSeq, a predicted model, not a curated record